CCAUUUAUAUCAUAAUAAAUACUGUUAUUUCUAAUAAAGUAUACUAAUUAUUAUCAACAUAGUCAUAAUUGUCCACUAAACAACAUUAACGUCCACAAUAGAAAAAAAAUAAUCUUAUAGCAUCCGUAUCAGUUUGAGUAAGUAGGUAGCUAUCCCCUCUUGCGACGUGCCUUGUGAUCAUUAAUUGGGCACAUUUCUGCAGCUGACUGCCUCUUCUCUUCCAACCUGUCUUCCGUAGUCCCCAGGUUGGCAUCAUCUCCCACAAAUCAAUGCUCAUUUAUCCUUUUCUCUUCCCUUUAUAGACAUCUCAAUUCCAACCUCUUAGGCAAGCCAUCUAUCUCAGUAGCAAACUUGGUAGUUAGCUAACAUCCGUAGCCAAUGAACCCAUAAUGCUGACAUAAUCGAAGCUCUACGGAAUGGGGAUCUGCAGCUCCUGCGAGGCGACGUCGAUCAUCGAGACCCCAACGGCCAAGCUGGCGCUAACCGACGGCAGCCUACAAGAAUACGACCGACCAGUGAAGGCCUCGCACGUGCUGCGACAGAAGGACGAGUUCGUGUGCGACUCGGACGAGAUGGAGUUCGACGGGUUCAUGUCAGCGAUGGACUCCAACGAGUAUUUACAAAUGGGUCAGUUGUAUUUCCUUUUACCGAGGUCAAUGCUGAAGAGGCCUUUGCACGCUGAGGAGAUGGCUGCGCUUGCGGUCAAGGCUAGCUCGGCGCUGAUGAGGGCCAGGUCGUACCAUUUUGGGAGUAGUUUAGCGGUGGCGCCGGUGGUGGACUUUCCGACGAUCCAACCGAGAAAUAAUAUAACGACGGAAGCGGAGCAUACAACGGUGGCUGCGAUGGCUAAGCGUCGGAGACGGCGGAGGUCUGGUAGUGGUGGGAGUGGGCGAAGUUUUGCCUCAAGUUUGGGUUCGAUUAUGGAGGAGAUUGUGGAGGAGUAGGAGUACAUCUAGCUAGAAUUAAUGCUAAUAUAUAGACAUUUUAUUUAUUUUUAAGGAUAAAUUGCAGAUAAUGUUAUUAGAUAUUUAUUACCGCUCU
Asparagus officinalis (garden asparagus) is the source of this 1041-nucleotide messenger RNA. RefSeq lists its product as uncharacterized. Bases 417 to 944 code for a protein of 175 amino acids. The transcript has a single exon. NCBI's taxonomy places the organism in Eukaryota, Viridiplantae, Streptophyta, Magnoliopsida, Asparagales, Asparagaceae. The record is from RefSeq and is a predicted model, not a curated record.